Cyprinus carpio (common carp) is the source of this 1837-nucleotide messenger RNA. RefSeq names its product ankyrin repeat domain-containing protein 10-like. The record is from RefSeq and is a predicted model, not a curated record. Lineage: Eukaryota; Metazoa; Chordata; Actinopteri; Cypriniformes; Cyprinidae. Gene Ontology annotation, molecular function: protein binding.
CAGUCCGGGAUUUCCCGGGGUUACCCUUCGAGAGAGUGAGCGCUCACUUGCAGUAUUCAGUCUCACUGCCUCCUUUGUGUGUGCUUGCUCACCCUGGGGCGUUCAUAAGCCAAAUAAUUUGAGUUUUCCACGACGCAGGCGAACUGUUUGACCAUGUCUGUAGGACUGGAGCCCGGUUUCUCCAACGACGAGGUGCUGAACAUACGUUACCCGCUUCAUCGCGCGUGCAGGGAUGGAGACGUCGGCGCGCUAUGCUCGCUGCUCCAGCGCUCCACCGACCAGGCGGACCUGCUUACCGAAGACUCGUUUUACGGCUGGACCCCCAUUCAUUGGGCAGCACACUUCGGGAAGCUGGAGUGUGUUACAAGGCUGGUGCAGGUGGGUUGUGAAGUAAAUGCUCUGACCACACGGUUUGCCCAGACCCCAGCUCACAUUGCCGCGUUUGGAGGACAUCCAGAAUGCUUGCUGUGGCUAUUACACACAGGGGCAGAAAAAAACCGACAGGAUUAUGUGGGUGAAGCACCCAUUCACAAAGCAGCACGGGCCGGUAACAUGGAGUGCAUUAAUGUCUUGUUGAUCCAAGGAGCCAAACCGGACUUGAGGAAUGCAAAUGGUUUGACUGCAGCAGAUCUGGCCCAUGCUCAAGGCUUCCAUGAUUGCGCUCAGCUCCUCUCUAAUGCACACAACCAGCUAACUCAGAUAAAUGGAUUUGCCCAUAAUGGGAGUGACCAUUCGCACAUCCAGGGCCGCAGUCUUCUGAAUGGGACAGCCAAUAGAAAAAGAGUUCUUGAUUGCACCGAGCCAAACCACGUGAAGAAAGCAAGAACUGAGAGCAUGAAUUUUUCAGCGAAGACAAACAACGGAAUUGGAGAGGAGCUUGAGAGUAUGAUUGUGGAAUCAACUGCUGACAACCAAUCAGAUGAAGCCAUAGCCACAGGUUUGAGGAAUGGUCAUGGGCAGCAGAACAGUUUCACUAUCAACAGCUUCGCCACAAAUGGGCAGUGCAAUCAGUCCCAGUUCAAUGGGGUCGAGACCAUUCCAGCUGAGUCAAGAAUGGACAUGUGUGGCUCACUGCACCUCAAUGGUAGCCCAAGCAGCUGUGUAUCUCACCGGCCUGCAUGGGGUGCGUUCCUGCCUGACUCCGGUGAACAUCUGCACUAUGGACACUACCAUGGCUUUGGAGAUACGGCAGAGGACCUGGAAGAUGCUAGCAGCUGUCAGGAGCACAGCACUAUCUUGAAGUUAGAGCAGCACUGUGACCAAGAAGUUCUCAGUGCUGUGCAGCUGUUCCAUGGAUCAUAAAGUGAAAAUGAUUUCCGUCCAUUUGAUUACAAGUGGUCACAUUGAUGGCAGCACUAUCCGCCUUAAACUGAGGGGUUAUCUUGCACCUUAACGCAGGCUGUUUUGUUUUUGGAUUUUCUUUUUGAUAAAGGGGACAGUCUUUCUACCAAAAGGGAGAAAUUGUAUUGCAUUUUAUAUCUGAGCUAAUGACUCUAUUUUAUUAUAUGUAUGUAUGUGUUUGAACUCAGCCUAGAUAUCUGGGUGCAUUUCUUUUUGCCCUUUAAUGCAAUGUUAGAGUGUUAAGUUGUGCAAGAAGUAGAUUUUUAUGUGGAUUAACUGAGUUUGUAGUUUUGUGCCAAUGAAUACUAGCUUUUUGAAAAAGGAGACUUUUGUAUAUGAUUGUUUUGAUGAUUUUUUUUCUUUUCUUUUUUUCUGAGAAGCGAAGCUGACAUGCUUACUGUUAAACAGUGUUUUGUUUUCAGAAAAAGAAAGCUUAAGAUGUGUAACAUUCCUUUAUCUUUGUACCCUUUGUUCUAAUUAAAAAAUAUCAAAAGAA